AUGUCGAUAAGGACGGCAGCUAGUCUCCGAAGCGACCGUUGUUUCUUCUCGAGUGGUGUCAAGUUUGACUAUGACCCAGGGUACAAAGCAGCAAGAUGUGUCAGUCGACAGUAUCCAAGCUCCAAAUUCAUGAAGCCGAUUCAAGUAAUCACCGCUUCCAUCUCCUGGUCAAUGUCUGUUGGCUGGUGCUGGCUCUUACAUGGUCGGCGAGGCCAGUAUCACACCCUGCAGCGCCAAUGGGCCGAUAUGGAUGGAUCGUUUCGCAAGUUCUUUCAAUGA
Penicillium chermesinum is the source of this 279-nucleotide messenger RNA. RefSeq lists its product as uncharacterized. Bases 1 to 279 code for a protein of 92 amino acids. The transcript has a single exon. Lineage: Eukaryota; Fungi; Ascomycota; Eurotiomycetes; Eurotiales; Aspergillaceae. The record is from RefSeq and is a predicted model, not a curated record.